Molecule: messenger RNA, 1552 nt
Organism: Oncorhynchus keta (chum salmon)
Lineage: Eukaryota; Metazoa; Chordata; Actinopteri; Salmoniformes; Salmonidae
Product: dual specificity protein phosphatase 13-like
Exons: 3
Coding region: 109-747 (212 amino acids)
Biological process (GO): negative regulation of MAPK cascade; protein dephosphorylation
Cellular component (GO): cytoplasm
Molecular function (GO): MAP kinase phosphatase activity; protein tyrosine/serine/threonine phosphatase activity
Source: RefSeq, a predicted model, not a curated record
GCAAACAAGUGUGCCUAGGGAGAGUUUGCAGUACAGAGGCAAUGGUCUGUUUAUGUCCGAGGCCUGUAUAAGCUGAGGACGUAUCACUGUUUAUGUUUAGGCUUUACAAUGGCCAGUGAGGGAGUUUCAAGUACAGUGUCCAGCAAGACAGGUGAGCUACUGGGUUGUGUGUCAGGUGUCUCAGGCUCAUGUGACACUGGGCAGAGUUGUGAAUGUGAGCCAGAUGUGUGUGAGCCUCCAUCUCUGGAGGAGCUGGAGGAGGUGCUACAUUCAGCCCAGAGCUCCUGUAGGCACGGAGACGAGGUGUGGCCCAACCUAUACCUGGGGGAUAUGUAUAUGUCUCAUAACAAGUAUGAGCUGUGGAAGUUGGGCAUCACUCAUGUCCUGAAUGCAGCCCAUGGUAAGAUGUGUUGUAAAGGCAGUGAUGAUUACUACGGUACCACAGUCAGCUAUUACGGUGUUCCUGCCAAUGACCUACCCACCUUUGACCUCUCACCUUUCUUUCACCCUGCUGCUCAGUUCAUCCACCAGGCAUUAAAGUCAGGAGGCAAGGUGUUAGUGCACUGUGCUGUAGGAGUGAGUCGGUCGGCUGCGUUGGUCCUAGCCUUCCUCAUGAUCCAUCAUCAUCAUCCUCUGCUGGCAGCCAUCCGGCUGGUGCAGCAAAAACGAUGGGUGUUCCCCAACAGAGGCUUCCUAAUGCAGCUUAUUAAUCUGGACUACACUCUUCACAGAGAGAGAAGGGACUGAAUACACACACACCAGACCUGGGAUAACUAUAGUUUUGAAUAUUAUUACUAAAAGCAUGGCUGUAUCAGGUAAUGCAUGUUGCAGAUAGAAAUAUAAUGAAUAGAGCAAACACAAUUCCCUACACUAUUCAAAUCUACCUUGCAGUCGAUCAUACUUGUUGUACAUAAUGCAUUUAUAUCUGAACAUUCUGUACAUUUCCAAUCUCCUGAACAGGCCCCAGGUGUAGAAAAUCAAGUCAAACCAAUGAUAUUUUGUACAGAUAAAUCUAAAUAAGUUGUGAUGCUCAACUACAUAUCCUCUGGCGUGUUGAUUUUAAUGUGUUGAUGUUCUCUUUAUCCAUAACCAGAAUGAUUUUGCAGGGCAUAGUGAUCAAACAGGUUUCAUGUUAUAUUCAGAGGUGUAGAGAGGGUGAAGUUUAUGAAUCCCCCAAAAAUGUAAUUAUACAGAUAUUAUACAAAAAAUGCACACAACAGUAUUCAUAACUUCUUCUUUUUUUAGAGUGUAUGACUCUUUAAAACAUAGAACUUGGAAGGUCAAAAGCUGCAAUUAAUUUUAUGAUUCCAUAAAAUAAUUCAAAGCCCUUUGUAAACAUUGCAAACGAGAAGUUGGAUGCUUAGAAAAAAAACACAUUUGAACCUCUUUGUCCAUCUGAGAGUUCUUGUUUCAAACACAUACUACACAUCCCCGAAAUAUAUCAUAUGUAGUGUGCAACUCUUUUUAAUAUAUGUUUUAAUAUCAAACACGCUAUCAUUAAAGGGAUAAUUUACUCAGAAUACAAAUUAACAUGAUUUUCCACCUACCUUUU